Molecule: messenger RNA, 558 nt
Organism: Phaeoacremonium minimum UCRPA7
Lineage: Eukaryota; Fungi; Ascomycota; Sordariomycetes; Togniniales; Togniniaceae
Product: putative ai-bp family protein
Exons: 5
Coding region: 1-558 (185 amino acids)
Cellular component (GO): mitochondrion
Molecular function (GO): NAD(P)HX epimerase activity
Source: RefSeq, a predicted model, not a curated record
AUGGAGCUCGCAGGGCUUUCCGUAUCUCAAGCUGGCGGCGACGGGCUUGUGGCGGCUCGCCAUUUACGGCAUUAUGGCUACCAGCCCACCGUGUACUAUCCCAAGCGGAGCAAGAACGAGCUAUACCAGCGACUAGCCAAACAGCUGGAAGAUCUCGAGAUACCAUUCGUCGAAGACUUCCCUGCAGCUCUCGACACCACGGACCACAUCGUGGAUGCUAUCUUCGGCUUCAGUUUCUCCGGCGAAGUUCGCGAACCGUUCCCUGCUGUGAUUAGAGCCCUGGAGGAGACCAAGCUUCCCGUCACAGCUGUCGACGCUCCAUCUUCGUGGGAUAUCGAGGAUGGUCCGCCAAAGUCUGGCCUGGGAAGCACAUUCAAUCCUACCGUCCUUGUCAGCUUAACAGCUCCGAAACCUCUCGUCAAGCACUUCAGGGGUCGGCACUUCAUUGGUGGAAGAUUUGUUUCGCCAGCUAUCGCCAAGAAGUACGAUUUCGAUGUCCCUGAAUACGAGGGAAUCGACCAAGUCGUAGAGGUUGGUCCAAGUGGACAGAAGCUAUGA